CUUCAUUGACUAAAAGAUGAAAAUAUCAAAGAUUCACUGCCUUUUGGUGGUCUUGGUGUUUGCUCUACUUGGCGUCUAUAUACCUACCGUUUCUGCCGAUGCUGAACAAAUUGUGAUCAAGAACGAACCUGAAGGACGAACUCAAGGUUUAGCUGCUGAACAAGUUGAACAAUUGGAAACUGAAAAAUUUACUUUUCAAACUGAAAUUUCACGUCUCAUGAGUUUGAUUAUCAAUUCCCUGUACAAGUCUCGCGAAAUUUUCUUACGUGAAUUGAUCUCCAACGCGUCUGAUGCACUUGACAAGAUUCGCUUUUUGGCUCUUACUGAUGCUUCUGCCUUGGCUACUCAAGAAGAUCUCACCAUUUCCAUUGCUGCUGAUCCUGAAACAAAUUCUUUGAUUAUUACUGAUACUGGUAUUGGUAUGACUCGUGAACAACUGAUGAAGAACUUGGGUACAAUUGCAAAGUCUGGUACUUCUGAAUUCUUGGAAAAAUUGGAAUCUGCAAAAGGUGAUGUGACACAAAUUGGACAAUUUGGUGUGGGUUUCUAUUCUGUAUUUCUGGUGGCUGACAAAGUAACCGUUGCCUCCAAGUCCAACGAUGAUCCUGAUCAACAUGUAUGGAUGAGUGAAGCUGUGGAUGAUUUCGUCAUUGCCAAGGAUCCCCGUGGAAAUACACUUGGUCGUGGUACUCAAAUCACCAUUCAUUUGAAGGAUAAUGCUUUGGAAUUCAUGAAUCAAGAUACUCUCAAAAGUUUGGUUGGCAAGUACUCUGAAUUUAUUAACUUUCCUAUCAUGGUAUGGACUUCCCGUAAUGAAACUAUCACUAAACCUAAACAAGAACAAAAUGAAGAAGAUGAUGAUAUUAUGGAAGAAUCUUUGGAUAAGGAUCAAUCAGAUGUCAAUAAGGAAGAAGAACAAGAAACAAGGACGAUUUACUCUUGGGAACGUGUCAAUACCAUCAAGCCUAUUUGGAUGCGCAACCCCAAAGAUGUCUCUGAUGAAGAUUAUGUAGACUUUUACCGUUCAUUUACCAAGAAUCCCAGUGGAGAAGCUUUAACCUGGUCUCAUUACAAAGGUGAAGGUGAUGUCGAAUUCAGGUCCAUCAUUUACGUCCCAUCUCAAGCUGAUCCCAACUUUUUCCAAAAUUUGGCUGAAAAGGUCCACAAUGUCAAACUCUUUGUCAAGCGUGUCUUUAUUACCGAUGAAUUUGAUCUUUUCCCCAAAUGGUUAUCUUUCCUCAAAGGUGUAGUGGAUGCUGAUGAUCUCCCUCUGAAUGUGUCUCGCGAAACUUUACAAAAGCACCGCUCUCUUCGUACCAUCUCUAAGCAUCUGGUCAAGAAAUCACUCGAUAUGUUCGCUCAACUGGCAAAGCAAGAUGAAGAAAAAUAUACCAAGUUUAUCAAGCAAUUCGGGUCUGCUCUCAAGUAUGGUGCCAUUGAAUCAAAUACUCAUCGCAAGAAGGUCUCUUCUCUGUUACGUUUUGCAUCAUCCUACGAUCCUUCUGGACCCACCGUCAGUUUGGAUAGUUAUGUCUCCCGCAUGAAAGCAAAUCAAAAAUCGAUUUAUUACCUGUCUGGUAUGUCCAUCUCUGAAAUUGAAAACUCACCCUUCUUGGAACAAUUGUUGGCUCGUGGUUAUGAAGUAUUAUACAUGGUGGAUCCUAUUGAUGAAAUGUUGAUUCAAAAUAUGCCUGGUUACAAUGGAAAGAUGUUUGUCAAUAUCGCAAAGGGUAUAUUGAACUUUGGUGAUGAAGAAGAAGAAGGAUUGGAUCAAGCUAAUGACAGCGUCAAAUAUCAACCUCUCUUUGACUGGCUCAAGGAGACACUCAAGGAUCAAGUGGAUAAAGUGGUGAGCUCCAAGCGUUUAACAAAAUCCCCUAUGGCUAUUGUGGCCAACGAUUUUGGUUUGACUGGACACAUGGAACGAUUGAUGGCUGCACAAGGUGCGGAAAGCAAGAGUCAACAAGACAUGAUGCUCAAUAUGAUGAAGAUGCAAAAGAAGACUUUGGAAAUCAACCCUGCGCACCCAAUCAUCAAGACAUUGUUGGAACGUGUACAAUCGGAUGAUGUGGACAGUGAUAUGACAGAAUUGGUGACCGUGCUUUACGAAACGACAUCGAUUCGCAGUGGAUAUCCCUUGGCUGAUAUCAAUGGCUUUACAAAACGUGUGGAAACCAUUAUUCGAAAAGGCGUUGGUGUCAAUUUGGAUGAAGAGGCUCAAGUCGAUGUCAAGCCAGCUGCCGACAAAACCCCUGAAGAAAAGGAUCAAGAUGAUCAAUUCCGUCAACAAUCCAAAGCCAUUGAUAUUGAAAACGACAACAAGGAUGAAGAUGAUGAUGAAUUACUGGCUCGUCUGCAUGAUGAAUUGUAGACUUCAUUUUUUUUUUUUUUUACUUAGAACCCUGUAGUAGUAGUAUUGAUUUACAAUCUUAUUCAAUAAAAGAACUAUAAAAAAAUUAUUACACUGGUA
Halteromyces radiatus is the source of this 2470-nucleotide messenger RNA. Its product is annotated as Hsp90 protein-domain-containing protein. The coding region runs from base 17 to 2371 and encodes 784 amino acids. The record is from RefSeq and is a predicted model, not a curated record. The transcript is spliced from 2 exons. Lineage: Eukaryota; Fungi; Mucoromycota; Mucoromycetes; Mucorales; Cunninghamellaceae. Gene Ontology annotation, biological process: protein folding. Gene Ontology annotation, molecular function: ATP-dependent protein folding chaperone; ATP binding; ATP hydrolysis activity.